Messenger RNA from Salvia hispanica, 2257 nucleotides. RefSeq names its product phragmoplastin DRP1E-like. Gene Ontology annotation, molecular function: GTPase activity; GTP binding; microtubule binding. Lineage: Eukaryota; Viridiplantae; Streptophyta; Magnoliopsida; Lamiales; Lamiaceae. The record is from RefSeq and is a predicted model, not a curated record. Gene Ontology annotation, cellular component: membrane; microtubule; cytoplasm.
UAUUUUAAAGAGUAGUAUCAAAGUGAAUUUCCACUUAAAUUUGAAAAUCAGCCCCCAAUUUCAACUCAUCUUCACUUUCCGCCGCUCUCAAUUCUAACUUUCUAAGCUUCUUCAUUGGGUAUUCAACUUUCAAGGAGCUGAAGCUCAACCCCCGCAUUCCCAAUUUAUAUUUCCCAAAUUCUUCUUCUUUUUGGCCAUUAACACUAUAAGAUGGCGACCAUGGAAAGUUUGAUUGGUUUAGUGAACAGAAUUCAGAGGGCUUGCACCGCCCUCGGCGACUACGGCGGCGGCGACCAGGCUUUCUCCUCGCUCUGGGACGCUCUCCCCUCCGUCGCCGUUGUCGGUGGUCAGAGUUCUGGGAAAUCUUCGGUUUUGGAGAGCAUAGUAGGGCGUGAUUUUCUUCCUCGAGGCUCUGGAAUCGUUACGAGGAGGCCGCUGGUGUUGCAACUGCAGAAGACGGAAGAUGGGCAGCAGGAAUAUGCAGAAUUUGGCCAUUUGCCUAGGAGGAAAUUCUCUGAUUUUGCUUCGGUUCGCAAGGAAAUUCAGGAUGAAACUGAUAGAAUCACAGGAAAGACAAAGCAAAUUUCUCCCGUUCCUAUUCACCUCAGUAUCUAUUCACCCAAUGUUGUCAACUUGACUCUUAUUGAUCUUCCGGGUUUAACAAAAGUUGCUGUAGAGGGGCAAGCUGAAAGUAUAGUCGAAGACAUUGAGAAUAUGGUCCGCUCUUAUGUUGAGAAGCCAAACUGCAUCAUACUGGCAAUAACUCCUGCGAACCAAGAUAUUGCUACAUCAGAUGCUAUUAAACUUGCAAGGGAAGUGGAUCCAUCAGGUGACCGUACAUUUGGAGUGCUUACAAAGCUUGAUCUGAUGGACAAAGGAACCAAUGCCGUAGAUGUUCUGGAAGGAAGAGCUUAUCGUUUACAACAGCCAUGGGUGGGUAUUGUUAAUCGUUCACAAGCAGAUAUCAACAAAAAUGUUGAUAUGAUGGCUGCUAGGCGUAAGGAACGUGAGUACUUCGCUACAAGUCCCGACUAUGGGCAUUUGGCUGGUAAAAUGGGUUCUGAAUAUCUGGCAAAGCUGCUCUCUAGGCACUUGGAAUCUGUAAUCAGGGCUAGAAUUCCAAGUAUAACUUCCUUGAUUAACAAAAGUAUAGAUGAACUUGAAGCUGAGAUGGACCACCUCGGAAGGCCUAUUGCUCUGGAUGCUGGGGCUCAACUAUACACCAUCUUGGAACUUUGCCGUGCUUUUGACAAGAUAUUCAAGGAGCAUCUGGAUGGAGGCCGUCCCGGAGGUGACCGAAUUUAUGGAGUUUUUGACAAUCAGCUACCUGCUGCAUUGAAAAAACUUCCUUUUGAUCGUCAUCUUUCGGUACAGAACGUGAGAAAAAUUGUCUCAGAAGCUGAUGGUUACCAACCACACUUGAUUGCUCCUGAACAAGGUUAUCGGCGGCUUAUUGAGGGGUCACUAAAUUAUUUCAGGGGGCCUGCUGAAGCUUCUGUUGAUGCUGUUCACCUUGUAUUAAAGGAGCUUGUCAGGAAGUCAAUUGGGGAGUGCCUGGAGUUGAGACGGUUCCCAACUCUACAAUCAACCAUAGCUGGAGCAGCAAAUGAAUCGUUGGAGAGGUUCCGUGAGGAAAGCAAGAAAACAGUUGUUAGAUUGGUCGAUAUGGAAUCUUCAUAUCUGACAGUAGAUUUCUUCCGGAAACUUCCUCAGGAAGUAGAGAAAGCAGGAAACCCAGGAGGGAACCCACGGGAAAACUCACCAGCUGCACAGAACAUUGAUCGCUAUGCAGAGGCACAUUUCAGGAGGAUAGGUUCUAAUGUGUCGUCUUACGUAUAUAUGAUAUCUGAGACUUUGAGGAACUCGAUUCCCAAGGCAGUGGUUUACUGCCAAGUUAAGGAGGCGAAACAGAAUUUACUCAAUUACUUCUACACCCAAAUUGGGAGGAGAGAGGGUAAGCAACUUUCAGAGUUAUUGGAUGAAGAUCCAGCAUUGAUGGAUAGAAGGCUGCAAUGUGCUAAAAGGCUUGAAUUGUACAAGAAAGCGCGGGAUGAGGUCGAUUCUGCGGCAUGGGUUCGAUAAAUUUGAUCCUUGACAGGUCUAGUUUGUAUGUUAAUAUGUUGUUCACGAAGGCGUGAUUUUGUCAGAUUCUGUGACUGAAUGACUGUUUUGUGAUUCAUUAUAUUGAUUGGCUUGAUGUUGUUAGAUUUUGUUUAUUUGUUGUAACGUCGUAAAUGAAAGAUGUUCUUAGUAUUAA